CUUUGACUCCCCCCGUUGGUCAAACCUGACUGUAUUUAAAUGCGUUAUUGUGUGAAAAAAAGUUUCGACCUUUGACUUGACAAGUUGCGUGAAGGAGAGAGAGAUGCGUAGAUCGACGAGUGGUUCUAGAGUUUCGGAUCAGUUUGCGGCGAAGACCCCGUCUCCGCCUCGAUCUCAGAGUGUUGCAGCUAUGGACGAUGACGUGGAGCUGCUUUUGCCUAGGUACGACCCGAAUUCUGAAGCGGGGAAGAGAGAGAAUUCAAGAUUCAGAUCUGCAGAAAACGUCAUUCAUCUCAUUCCUCUCAUUCUUCUUCUCUGUGUCGUAAUCCUCUGGCUCUCCUCUCAUUCAGCAGGUUCAAGGAGUUGAGUUCAAGAAGCAACAUG
Molecule: messenger RNA, 384 nt
Organism: Camelina sativa (false flax)
Lineage: Eukaryota; Viridiplantae; Streptophyta; Magnoliopsida; Brassicales; Brassicaceae
Source: RefSeq, a predicted model, not a curated record